AUGCCCAGUUAAGCCAAAAAAAGACUAUCAAAAGAAAGCUUAAAGAAACUAAAACUCUUACAAAAAUCAAUAUCGAAGAAUAGAGUUUAAGAAAUAAAUCAAAAUCUUAUUUUAGAUAUGGAUGAUUUAAUCAAUUUCUUUAAAUAAAAUAAGGCUUUAAAAUUAUACAAAGGUACUUUAUCUUAUUUCAAAAUUAAUCCCUUAAAUAAUAUGCUAUACCUUUUAUCCAGUAUAUAAAUUAACUAAUAAUAAUACAAAUAUAAUUAAGAUUAAUUAUAAAAAAAGGUUAUUUAUGGUCUUUUGCAAUUAUUUGAAGAAAAGAGAGUUAUACCUAAAAUAUUAGGUUGUAUAAAAUUAGAAAAUGGAAAUUUUAAAUUAAAUAAUAAUUUAUUGCAUCUCUCAGAAUUAAUUACUUUAGCAUUUCUAAAUGAUGAUUAUAAAUUUAAAAAUUAAGAGAAAAUAGAAAUUGAUGAAUCACAACCUAUAAAUGAUCAAUAUUUAUUAUUGUUAUCCUUAUAAUUACUUCAACCUCAUGCUGAUUAAUUCUUAAAUCCUAAACAUUUAAACCACUAAGAUUUUAAUUAAAUUUAUGAAACAUAUAAAUUAAUUUCUACUGCUUCAGAAAAAGAUCAAAUUAAUAAAUAAAUUAAAUAGAUUUACACAAAUAUUGCUGAAAAAAUCAAUUCUUUGGGUUGUUAUCAUUUAUCAAAUGAAAUAUUAAAUAAAUCAAAUAAUAUAGAAUUACUAAGAUCAUAUAUAAUAAAGAAAUUAGUAAUCAUUUCAAUAACAUAAAUUAAUGAAUAAAAAAUUGGAUUACCUGAAAUUGUUAGAAAGAUCACACUCUCUAAUCCUGAUUUAACAAACUUUGUUGGUUAAAAAGGAGGAGUAGAACUAAGAUAUCCAUUAUUUUUUAUUAAAUAAUUAUCUAAAUAGGAUGAAAUUAAAGAUUAAAAACUUUAAUAUUGUAUAAGAUAAUUGGAUGAAAAUUUGAAUUGGUUAGAAUUGAAGUCUCUUUAUUAUAACACUAUUUUACCAAAUUAUUAAAAUUAUGAAUUAUUAAGUGAAGAAGAUAUUAUUAUUGCUUAAUUAGAAAUAUUAGAUUAGAAUUUCAAUAAAUAUGAAAGAUAAAUUAGAAAACAUAUUAAAAAACCUUCUGCAAAAUCUUAAAUAAUAUAAAUUGAAAAUAUCUUAAAAGAAGAAUCUAAUAAUUCUUAAAUUCCUAAUUAAUUAUUAAAAAAAUUAACUUAAAUUGGUUAAAAACUCAUUUAAUUUAGAGAUAUUUGUAAUUCAGAAAGUCACUAAAAACCAAAAGUUCCGAAAUAUGCAAGAAAGAUAUUAGAGGCUCCUAAUAAAGUGGCUCAGCCUGCAGAAAGUUAUAACUGUUUAUCUGAUCUUUUGAAAUAUGAAAGGCUUAAGUUUUCGCAUUUUAUUAGAUUUUUUGGUGAAUAUUUGAUUAAUAAAAAUGUUCCUUAUCCUUAUUUUUUUGAAAUAUUAAAAUGUGGUCAAAGUUGUGUUAGAGUAGAUGUAAGAAUAACAACAAUAGAAUAAUUUGUUUAAGAUGCUCAUUUUAUUAAUUUUAUUUUUGAAGAAUAUUAAAUUGAUAUAAGUGGUCUAUCUUUAAGAGAAAGAGCCAAUAAAUUGGGAAAUGUACCUUAUGAUGUUUUAAUUAAGAAUCAUAUUUUUAAAGAAUGUUGGGGAGAUAUUCUUAUAAAAUAGGCUUAAUUAAUAUAUGAAAAUAGGAAAACAUUAUAAUGGGAACUUGUAAAAAGAUUGAAAAAUGAAAAGGUUUUAGAAGUGUUUACUUAAAUUGAAGAAUAAGGAAGAAAUAUCAGUUGGAAAAGAUUAGAAUUAUAAAGAGAGAUUAUAAAGUUGAAAAAUUAUUUAUAGAAAUAAUAAUGA
Messenger RNA from Paramecium pentaurelia, 1899 nucleotides. The record is from the annotation of a GenBank genome assembly. NCBI's taxonomy places the organism in Eukaryota, Ciliophora, Oligohymenophorea, Peniculida, Parameciidae.